AUGUCUUCUGGUAACGUUGGUUCUGAUAUUGGUUCUGGUGUAGGUCGUGGUGGUGGAGCUGGUGGUUCUAUUAGAGAGGGUGGAGGUGCAUUUGGAAAGUUGGAGGCUGCACGUGAAGAGGAGUAUUUCUAUAAAUUGAGUAAAGAACAAAUACAAAAAAUGCACGACCAUUUGGUAAAAGAAAUUGAUUCAGCUAAGGAGCAAGCUAAAAAACAUAACGAAGCAAUCAAACGUAAUGAGGAUAUGUUGAAAGCUUUACAAGAUCAUUCAGAAAAGUAUCAUGAAUAA
Messenger RNA from Strongyloides ratti, 288 nucleotides. Its product is annotated as ATPase inhibitor, IATP, mitochondria family-containing protein. Lineage: Eukaryota; Metazoa; Nematoda; Chromadorea; Rhabditida; Strongyloididae. Gene Ontology annotation, molecular function: ATPase inhibitor activity. The coding region runs from base 1 to 288 and encodes 95 amino acids. Gene Ontology annotation, cellular component: mitochondrion. The transcript is spliced from 2 exons. Gene Ontology annotation, biological process: negative regulation of ATP-dependent activity. The record is from RefSeq and is a predicted model, not a curated record.